AUGGCUGCUGUCAGUUCAAGAGGUGGAAGAAACACAGAAGUAAUCCAGAUUCCAAGGAAAUGGAAGGAAGACAGAGAAAUCACUCCUGAGAGAACCAGAGUAGUCGGGAGUGAAUCUAAUAAGCUGUCCAGAAAAGUUCCUGUUGUUUACUAUCUGUCCAGAAAUGGUCAGCUUGAGCAUCCCCAUUUCAUGGAGGUCCCUAUCUCUUCUAAUGACGGCCUCUACCUCAGAGACGUAAUCAACCGGUUAGACCUCCUUCGAGGCAAAGGCAUGGCUUGCCUCUACUCCUGGUCCUCUAAACGGAGCUACAAAAACGGCUUCGUUUGGCACGACUUAACGGAGAACGAUUUCAUUCACCCAGCUCACGGUCACGAGUACGUUCUCAAAGGAUCAGAGCUUCUCGAUCAUUCUAACAAACAGCUCUUCCUUGAAGCGAAACCUCAAGAAACUCGUCAAUCAUCAUCAUCAUCCAGUCAAGGCUCGGAUUUUUCAGUUAUCGCCAGGCGUAGGAACCAAUCCUGGAGCUCUAUCGAUCUUAAUGAGUACAAAGUUUACAAGACUGAGUCAUCCUCCGAGUCGAGUCGAAAACUCGCUGCUGACGCGUCGACUCAGACUGAUGAUAGCAGGAGGAGGAGGAGACAGGUCAAACCAGAAAUCCAAGAAUUGCAGGAAGAGAGAAAAAUUGGUCCCGAACCGGAGGCGAACAGAGAAGAGAUUAUUGAGGUUUCACCCCCACCGUCUGACUCGAGUCCAGAGACUCUGGAGUCUUUGAUGAAGGCUGAUGGACGGCUGAUAUUAAGCGGUAAUAAUGAAGGGAGUGCUGGCUUAAAUUUGAAUCAAACGGUUGAGAAUGGCGAGCGGAUGAAAGCAUCUACGGUUCUAAUGCAGUUGAUAUCGUGCGGUUCGAUCUCGUUUAGGGACUGUGGGGCCACGGCAGUGAAGGAGAAAGGUUUGUCGUUGAUUGCUGGCCAAUACAAGGGGAGAUUGCCACGUGGAGGAGGGAUCCGUGAGGGAACAUCGAGGGAAAUUUCGAAUUUUUCCAGGGUAAAGUUGGAAGAUAAGGAGUAUUUUAGUGGGAGCUUGAUCGAGACAAAGAAGGAGUUGCCCGCUUUGAACUUGAAGAGGUCCAAUUCCUAUAAUGCUGAUAGGAGCUCCCAGCUGCAACUGGCAGAAAAGGAGAUUGAGGGAGUGCGCACCAAAUGCAUACCAAGGAAGUCAAAAGCAAUGGCAACCAGAAAAGAGAGCAACGGUAAUGUCAUUGUCGACAAUAAUAACAGUGCCAGUAGUAAUAAUAGCAGUAGUCAAGUAGAGAGCAAGACACUCGAGGUCCAAAAAGUCGAAGACGAGGCUCGAUGA
This is a messenger RNA of Dovyalis caffra, 1356 nucleotides long. NCBI's taxonomy places the organism in Eukaryota, Viridiplantae, Streptophyta, Magnoliopsida, Malpighiales, Salicaceae. The record is from the annotation of a GenBank genome assembly.